Dermatophagoides farinae (American house dust mite) is the source of this 1501-nucleotide messenger RNA. RefSeq names its product Pyruvate dehydrogenase E1 beta subunit (gene Pdhb). Gene Ontology annotation, molecular function: pyruvate dehydrogenase (acetyl-transferring) activity. Gene Ontology annotation, biological process: pyruvate decarboxylation to acetyl-CoA. The record is from RefSeq and is a predicted model, not a curated record. Gene Ontology annotation, cellular component: pyruvate dehydrogenase complex. NCBI's taxonomy places the organism in Eukaryota, Metazoa, Arthropoda, Arachnida, Sarcoptiformes, Pyroglyphidae.
CCGAACACACACACACACUGUGCUGUGGUAAGACAUUUAGACAGACACAGACAGAAUUCAUAUGUUUUGUGUGAUAUUUCGGUUCAGUUUUUUUUUUGCAAUAUUCAGAUUUCUUUUCUUUUCUUCUUUCUUUUCUCGUUGGAUAUAUUACAACAAAUUCUGAAAGGCAAAAAUUCCUUGAUUUGUGUGUUUUUUUUUCUAGUUUGUUGUCUGCAUUUAUUGAUCUUUAUUUAUUCAUUUUUUUUCUCCAGGUGAUAAAAAAUGCUCGGUCGAAUCAUAUCAUCAUCAUCAUCAUUGCGUUUGAUGACGUCGAAUAUAAAAACGACAAAUAUUCAUCCAAUGUUUUCAUCAUUAUCAACAACAACCAGUAAUAAUAAUAAUAAUAAUAUCCAUAAUGGACAACAGCAACGAAAUUUUCAUCAAACAUCUUUUCAUUAUGCUCAAUUAACCGUACGUGAUGCAUUGAAUAGCGCCUUAGAUGAAGAACUUGAACGUGAUGAAACCGUAUUUAUUAUGGGUGAAGAAGUAGCUCAAUAUGAUGGUGCAUAUAAAGUGACCAAAGGUCUUUGGCGUAAAUAUGGUGAUAAACGUGUUAUUGAUACGCCAAUCACUGAAAUGGGUUUUGCCGGUAUGGCUGUUGGUGCUGCAUUUUAUGGCCUUCGUCCAAUUUGUGAAUUUAUGACCUUCAACUUUGCCAUGCAAGCAAUUGACCAUAUUAUAAAUUCAGCUGCCAAAACAUAUUAUAUGUCGGCUGGUCGUAUAGCUGUACCGAUUGUAUUUCGUGGACCGAAUGGUGCGGCAGCCGGUGUUGCUGCACAACAUUCACAAUGUUUUGCCGCAUGGUAUUCACAUUGUCCUGGUCUUAAAGUGUUGGCACCAUAUACUGCUGAAGAUGCUAAAGGAUUAUUAAAAACUGCCAUUCGUGAUCCAGAUCCGGUUGUAUUUCUUGAGAAUGAAAUCCUUUAUGGUACAUCAUUCGAUGUGAAUGAUGAUGUUUUAUCAAAAGAUUUUUUACUGCCCAUUGGUAAAGCUAAAAUUGAACGUCCUGGUGAUCGUAUUACGGUAUGUAGUUAUUCAAAAGGUGUUGAAACAUCACUAGAAGCAGCCAAAAUUCUUUCAACAAUGGGAAUUGAAUUAGAAGUAAUCAAUCUACGUACAAUAAGACCAUUAGAUUUUGAAACCAUAUCAAAAUCUAUAAUGAAAACAAAUCAUUUAUUAACCGUUGAACAAGGUUGGCCACAAUCAGGUGUUGGUGCCGAAAUCUGUGCACAAGUGAUUGAAAGUCCUGUUUUUGAUUAUCUUGAUGCACCAGUUAUACGUGUAACUGGUGCCGAUGUUCCAAUGCCAUAUGCACGUUCAUUAGAAGCUAAUGCAUUGCCACAACCAGAUGAUAUUGUUAUGUCGGUGAAAAGAAUGCUCAACAUUGUUGAUUAAUUAAUUAAUUAAUAAUCGAUUAUUUGUUCAAAUUGAAACAAUCAUACUGUUGAGCUUUAGUCAUGAA